AUGGUGUCAUCGUCGUCGUCAUCCAGGGCCGCCGACAUGUCAUCCACUGCGUCUUCCUCGCGUCCUUCUGCGGCCAGCACGGCGGCGUCGACACCGUGGACAUCACCCACGUCGACCUCGUCGCCCAAGAUGCGCACCAGCGGCAGCAACCACCUGCAGCCGCCGCAUACGUGGGGUGCCAGCACGGGCAGACGGUCUAGACAGCACUCGUCGGCGGCUGACGAGCCCGACAGGCCGCUUCAAUUUCCCAGCAUGGGCGGCGGCAGCAGCAGUGGCAACCUCAAUGCAGGCAACGGCAGUCGGCAGGUGCCACACCCCUCGAGGAGCUCCAGACAUGCGCGGCCGGCCUCGAUUGCCACAUCGAGCGUGCGUCCAUCGGCGUCGUCGAUGUCGUCGUUGGGCGCAGGCGCAGCAGGGCUCAACAGCGCUGAGACAGACCGGUGGUGGGAACGGGUAUUGCCACCAGGGCAGCUGGCCGAGCGCCUCCGUCGGGCGCAGGCCAUGACAGGCACAGCACCGUUGAGUGGCAGUAGCAGCAGCGGCAGCGGCAGCGGCAGUGGCAACAGCAACAGCAGCAACAACAAGCUGUCGUCGCCACCAUCGACGCUGCCACGGUCGGCGUCGGCGCUGCGCCACGCCACACCGACAGAGAAGGCCACUUGGAAGAACCUGGCUGGUCUGAGCCGUUCGUCGACGAUGAGCGACGUCGCACCGUCAUCGCGCGACACGACGACUCACUCGUCGCGCCGGUCCUCGAGGAGCAGCCUCGGCGACUACAGCAGCGGCAUCACGAGCAGCAGCAGCAGCAGUGGAAACGACGACAGCCCCAUCGACGGCAGGAGCCCUACGUUCCGCGACGAAAUGGACCUGCAUCCGAGCGCGGCUGCCUGGCUCGUCCACCAGCCCCAGUCCCAAGCGCAAGCACAACCCCCUCACUCCUUUUCACGGUCACAGAGCUGCAGGAGGACGCGGAGGCUGAGCGAGGACGGCAUGGGUCUCGGCAUUGCAGCAGCAGCAGGCAAGCAGAGCCUGCCACCGAGCCACCACGAGCUCGACGAACGGCUGCGCCUCUGGAGGGGCUUUGAGGAGCGGCCCUCGUCGUCCCGGUCCAGCUUUGGUCUCACCGAUACCCCCGAAGCGACGAGCGAGGAAGAGGAGCACGACGACGCCGCCUCAAACGCGAGCCACAAUACCAACACGACGACGACAACGACGACGACGACACGGACGACGAGGCGCCUGACGAGGACGAUCAGCACGACGAGCUAUGAGUCGUCGCUGCCAGCACAGACGACGGCGGCGGCGGCGGCCAGCCACCCCGCGGCCCCGGCGACCUCCCUAGCCGACAAGCGACGCUCGAUGCCCGUGCCGAGACGGCGGUCGAUUGUCGAGUCGAGCUACGACGGCCAGUCCCUGGCAAGCGGUCGCCAUGUCAGCUUCAACCGUGAGGUUGCCGUGAGUGGACAGCCGGGCCAGACACAGACCCUCGGCCGCUCCUUUGGGCGCAGCAGCAACGCCGGCCUCUCAGACACGCUUGCUGGCAGGAGCACCGUCUCGCUGCAUGACAUGCCAGCGUCGACGUCUUCUGCCAGGCAGCAGCAGCCACGGGGGAACCAGCCCGCGCAGCAGCAUCAGCAGCAGCAGCAGCGGGUCGACAACGACGUCAGGAGCCACGCUCGCUCGCACCUGCGCCACCAGCGCUCCAUGAGCCAGUCUGCACCCAACAGCCCGCGCCACUCGAUCCGUCUGCAGGACCACGAGCGGCCUCGCUUCCGACGAGGCGAGCUCGACGCGACGGUGCAUACACACCGGCCUGACGACGCAGGGAGCGACGUUCCCGACCUGGCGCUCCUAACGUCCCUCAGUGCUGCCUCGAACCACUUCAGCUCGGCAGGCCACCUCGCCCUGACGCUGACCAGGCAGCUGAGCGCACCCUUGCGCCCCGUCCUCCACGUCACCCUCUUCAUCGGCAUUUCGUCGGCCACCUGCCUGACGCUGAGCAUCUUCCUCAUCGCGAGCUACCUCCUCACCGUGUGGGACGAUGUCAACUCGCGGGGACAGAACGUCAAACGGCAGGUCGGUGCCGCGCGGCGCAACAUCGAGGCCAGCAUCAGCUGGAGCCGAAGGAUGCUCACCGGCGGCCCGGUUGACGCCCCCGAGCCGGAGCCCGUCUCAUCGUCAACACGGCCCAGUGGCGCGUCGAGUCGCAAGCGCACCACGUCGCUCAUGUCUGGUGUCGUCACUGCGCCCAUCAAGCUCGCCCUGGCCGUUCCCGCCACGAUUGCAUACACGCUCACGCCCACUGCCGUGUCGCAGUCCUUUGGUAUUGGUGGUGGAGGCAGCAGCGACACCGAGGGAGCCGACAAGAAGAGGAAGGACAGCACCGAGUCCUCUGAGCCCUAUAACCUCGAGACGGCCGCCAAUCCCUCUGCUGCCCCGGGCCGGGCCUCUUCGCCCAGGCCAAAGUCAUCGCGCACCUUACCUCCCCGGCCGCCGCUCUCGUCGCUUCUGCCGUCGAUCUUCUUCACGCUCCUCAUUGCUGUUGGCGCAGGUCUCGCCAGCUUCUUUGCCAGUCGCGCCGCCGCUGCUGCUGCUGCCGCUGCUGCUACGGCUGCCUCGAACCCUUCGUCGCCCGCGGGCAGCCACCCCGCGGCGGCGGCGGCCGCAGCUGGCAGCGCGCGGCACAGCGGCCACACACGCACCUCCAGCCUGAAGCGGCCCCCGUCGAGCAGCAGCAGCGCGCGCACACCCGCAUUGAUGGCUGGCAGGAGCAGCGGCGGCAGCGGCCUUGGCUCGUCGUCGUCGUCGGGUGCGCCUCAUGCGCCACCUGCGCCUGCCUCGUCGCCCACAACAGCCGACUCGGCCUACUUUCGCGCCUUUGACGUCUCAAGCGGGGCCGGCGCUCGUCUCUACUAG
This is a messenger RNA of Acaromyces ingoldii, 2916 nucleotides long. RefSeq lists its product as hypothetical. The transcript has a single exon. Lineage: Eukaryota; Fungi; Basidiomycota; Exobasidiomycetes; Exobasidiales; Cryptobasidiaceae. The coding region runs from base 1 to 2916 and encodes 971 amino acids. The record is from RefSeq and is a predicted model, not a curated record.